Molecule: messenger RNA, 1721 nt
Organism: Magallana angulata
Lineage: Eukaryota; Metazoa; Mollusca; Bivalvia; Ostreida; Ostreidae
Exons: 2
Coding region: 648-1721 (357 amino acids)
Molecular function (GO): catalytic activity
Source: RefSeq, a predicted model, not a curated record
CUUCUGUACUUGUGCAGGCAGCUGUGUCGUGAACGCAAGUUGAAGCAGGCCUGGACAUCCAACGGCAAGAUCAGCGUCCGUGACUUUGGGGACAGGACUUAUGCGAUCCGCAAGGAGUCGGAUCUAGCUCCCUUUGGUCAUGUGUUGAAAGAGAGUGGCCACUCAUAGACCAUUCUUGUUUACAUCGUGCCUUGCUACAAUCAAUCAAAUAACAUUUUGUCUAUCGUUUAUAGAUAGUCUAUGAUUUAAAUCAUGUUUUUUUUUUUCUUCAUACCUAUAUAUAUAGUAUAUACUGUCACUGUGCUUAGUUAUGAGUACUCCAAAUCGCUAGUCUCAACAUAAACACCCUAUAUAAAAAAUCUGUAAGUUUAAAUGUUACUUUUCACCCUUACCACGUACAAAACCCUACUCCCUUAUUAUUACAAAUGCACUCAACGUGCAUACUAUUGUGUACAUAUGUUGUGUUUAUUUGUACAUUGUUUUCUUGCUCAUAUGAGAGAGAUGUUCAUAUCAUUGUUGUACUAUACGUGGACCUUGUCCACUUGUUCUAUUAUUCAGUCAUCAUCACUUCAUUUGAUUUCUUAUUACCCCAACUGACUCGAAAUUCCUCAUUUGAAAUCUACCAUAACCCAGGCAUUACCUGAUUAAUGUGUGUAGAUGUCUGUAGCUACCUGGCCAGUGUGGGGUUAUUUUAUCAAAUUGCCAUUUUUCCCAAAUCAUCAUUAAGUUUGUCUGAUUUCGUCUGUAUCAAUUUACUAUUACAAUAUGGCAUAAAAUGUGUACCUAUCAUCAUAUUUUUACAUGUAUACUCAAGCAUGGGGUUAAACCAUACAAAGCACGAUGAUAUCUCAUUCACUUGUUCUACUAUUAGAUCUACCAGUGUUCCUAUUUUUCACAAAUCAUGUAUAUUUGUAUCUAUGACUUUACUUACUUUUUCGUACCUACUUCUUCUCCUGUCAGGCGAUAUUGAAGUGAACCCAGGACCCUUCCCAACACCAACUGUCACACAUUCAACAUCCACUUGUAAUUCAUCAACAAUUACCCCAAUCAACACAUCUUUCGAUCCACGUAGAUUUACUUUCGUUCAUUUAAACGUUCAAAGUCUAACACAUAAGGUCCAUAUACUCGAAACAGAACUUCACAAUCACACCAUCCUUUCAUUUACUGAAACAUGGCUUCACGAAGAUAACAUUACCUCGGAUAUCGAUAUACAUAACUUCCAGACUCCAUUCUGUCGUUGUCGUAAAACUAAAACAGGAGGGGGCGUGGCAGUAUAUGUAAAAGAUAAUAUUUUCGCAAAACGCAGAGUCGACCUUGAACCAACCACGGUUGAGUGCGUUUGGUUGGAACUUUUUAUGGGUGGUCAAUCUUAUCUGUACGGAACGUUUUAUCGACCCCCAAACUCUCCAGUAUCUAUAUGGAGUGAUAUUGAGUACUCCAUAGACUUAGCUUUUAAUACCAAAAUUAGCAAAAUAAUAAUCACAGGUGAUUUCAACGCAAACUUACUGACCAACAAUUACCAAUCCGAGUAUCUUAUCAAUAUAAUAAAUAUGUACAACAUGACCCAACUAAUUGAAGAACCAACCCAUUUUACUGAAGAAACUUGUACACUUCUAGAUGUUAUUAUAGUCAGUGAUAGUAAUAUUCUUGAAAAAGCUUAUGUUGGCGAUUGUUUUCUGGACAAAAUGUACGUUAUCAUUGUCCUGUUUAUGCGUCGUUAA